GUGGCCACAGCCAGCGCCGGCUGAGCCGGGUCGCUAUGGGGAAAAUUGCGCUGCAGCUCAAAGCGACGCUGGAGAAUGUCACCAACCUCCGGCCAGUGGGCGAGGACUUCCGGUGGUACCUGAAGAUGAAAUGUGGCAACUGCGGUGAGAUUUCAGAGAAGUGGCAGUACAUUCGGCUGACGGACAACGUGGCACUGAAGGGAGGCCGUGGCAGUGCCUCCAUGGUCCAGAAGUGCAAGCUGUGUUCAAGGGAAAACUCCAUUGAGAUUUUGAGCAGCACCAUCAAACCUUACAAUGCCGAAGACAAUGAGAAGUUUAAGACGAUAGUGGAGUUUGAGUGCCGAGGACUUGAACCAGUCGAUUUCCAGCCCCAGGCCGGGUUUGCUGCUGAGGGUCUGGAAUCCGGGACAGUCUUCAGUGACAUUAAUCUGCAGGAAAAGGACUGGACUGACUAUGACGAAAAGGCUCAGGAGUCUGUGGGAAUCUACGAGGUCACCCACCAGUUUGUGAAGUCCUAAACCCUCUUCCUGCACACUUGCCUCUAAGAACUGAAAAGGGACAACGUGCCCUAAGCAGCACAGUGCAGAGGCUGGUCCCCUCAUGUCUCGCCUCCUGGCAGUUGUCCAGGCCCUCACAGCCUGUGUGCUGGGCUGUCACAGCGUCCCAAGCGCCACCAAUAAAGCCCCUGUUUGUGCUA
Lipotes vexillifer (Yangtze River dolphin) is the source of this 697-nucleotide messenger RNA. RefSeq names its product CXXC motif containing zinc binding protein (gene CZIB). Lineage: Eukaryota; Metazoa; Chordata; Mammalia; Artiodactyla; Lipotidae. Gene Ontology annotation, molecular function: zinc ion binding. The record is from RefSeq and is a predicted model, not a curated record. The coding region runs from base 36 to 518 and encodes 160 amino acids. The transcript is spliced from 8 exons.